Molecule: messenger RNA, 6621 nt
Organism: Lucilia cuprina (Australian sheep blowfly)
Lineage: Eukaryota; Metazoa; Arthropoda; Insecta; Diptera; Calliphoridae
Gene: Cad86C
Product: cadherin-86C
Exons: 11
Coding region: 16-6000 (1994 amino acids)
Biological process (GO): homophilic cell-cell adhesion
Cellular component (GO): plasma membrane
Molecular function (GO): calcium ion binding
Source: RefSeq, a predicted model, not a curated record
AAUACCUGAUAAGAGAUGACAUAUAUUUAUAAUAAGUGUCACCUAGGCAUCUCUGUAGCAGAAAUGGCUUCCAGCAACAAUAAUACCCACACAAAAAGUAGCAGUAAAAGAAGAAGAAAAAGACACAAUCACAGACGAUUUACACUGCAACAACAACAGCAGCAACAGCAACCAUACCAAGAGCAGCACGCAUCUUUGACGGCCAUUCCUUCUUCAAUAACAACAACACUACCAUCAACACUCACCUCCUGCCUCUCCCACAACAACAUUUCAACAUCAUUAUCGUCUUCGUCAUUACUACCAAUAUUUUCUUCAUUCAAUUCAUAUUCAUGUCGAGAAUUUACAAAAAAUACAGCAACUACAACAUCUAUGAAAUGUUGUGAUACAACGUCGUCGUCUUCGACGAAGAUGACACGACGACAUCUUUCAACCACUGCCUUGUUAAGCUGGACAACGGCAUAUCGAAUAUUGACAAUCAGCCUGCUAAUUGGCAUUCUCAGUCCGUCGUCAGUGUUGUGCGUGGAUCCCAAAUUUGAUCCAUCGACGCGUAUGCGUCUUGUUUUAGUACCAGCCGAUGCCCAGGUCGGCUCAGUCAUUUACAGAUUGCGUGCCACUGAUGAAGAGUUUGACUAUCCGUUGACCUUUGAGUUUGUGGGUGAUGCAUCAUCGUCGACGGUCAAGAUUGAAUCGCUUCCAUGCACAAAGUACAAUUCGGUGUGUCAGGCAAAUGUCGUAUUAUCACGUCGCCUGGAGCCCGGACGCUAUUACGACUUCCAAGUUUCGGUAAAAGACACAAAGGGGGGCAUGGCAACUCAAUUGUGUUCAAUAACAGCCACAAAUUUUACAACUCCACACGACCUCAUCUUUCCUCACAAACCGGGCAUCAUUAUGAUACCAGAGGAUGCUAAACGUGGCACCGAAUUGGAUUAUGUGAUUGCACGUAAAAAUCCAUUAUUCCAGAAACCAGUCUACCUCGAACUAUGGGGUUCUCCCCUUUUUGCCAUAAGACAAAAAAUAGUUUCUCCUGAAACAACAGAAGGAACUAUAUUUUUAUUGGGACCAUUGGAUUUUGAGAAACAAGCCAUGUACCAUUUGACCAUAUUGGCAAAUGAUGCCUAUGCUGAACCUGGCCAAGAUAGUCGUAAUAUAGCUGGUAUGGAGAUUGUUGUUAUUGUACAAGAUGUUCAAGAUCAGCCGCCAGUAUUUACAUCAGCACCUCCUGUAACUAAACUACCACCUGGUAUACUUCCUGGUGACAAGAUACUUCAAGUACAUGCUGAAGAUGGCGACAAGGGUAGUCCACGUGAAGUACGUUACGGUCUUGUUUCGGAGGGAAAUCCAUUUACAUCAUUUUUUGACAUCAAUGAUACAAGUGGUAUGUUAAUAAAAAACUACUCACACACCUAUGUUUCACGAGUUGAUGAAAAUGCUCCUCAAGGGACGGCUCUUACAUUUGUUGAUCCGUACGUGCCACGCGUCUAUGACGAUGAUACCGGUAAAAAUGGCGUAUUCUCGCUGACGUUACUCAACAAUAACGGAACAUUUGAGAUUUCGCCCAAUGUCGCUGAACGUAGUGCGUCAUUUUUAAUACGUGUACGUGAUAACAUACUUUUGGACUAUGAAGAACGCCAAACGGUUGAGUUUCAGAUUUUAGCUCAGGAACUGGGACCCGCAACUAAUCUCUCAGCCAUCGUUAAUGUUACUGUUUAUAUUAACGAUGUCAAUGACAAUUCUCCGGUCUUCACACAGCCAGUUUAUACGGUAGAACUACCUGAAAAUAUGACGGUCGGCACUAAGGUCGUUCAAGUUCACGCUGAUGAUGUCGAUACGGCGAUGGGUGGUCGUGUUCGUUAUACCGCAAUACUGGGUUAUCUUAAUACCUCACUGAAUUUAGAUGCCGAAACCGGGUUAAUAACAGUGUCUACAAAUAACCAUGGCUUUGACCGGGAAGUUAUGCCCGAGUAUCAUUUAUAUGUUGAGGCACGCGACAAUGAUGGUACCGGCAAUAGAGCUCAAGUGCCAUUAGUAAUUAAACUAAUUGAUGUGAAUGACGAAACGCCGAUAUUUGAAAAAGACGUUUACGAGUUUAUUUUGGCUCCAGAUUUAAAAAGUUUUACCACAACAGCCAUCAUACAUGCGGUUGAUAAGGAUGCCACUGCACCUAAUAAUGAAGUUCGUUAUGAGCUCAUCAAUGGUAACUAUGACAAUAAUUUUGCUUUAGACAAGAUAACGGGGGAAUUAACCGUCCGGGAAAAAGUUAACUUUCGUGCCAAAAAAGAGGUUUCCAUGCGAAACAAAAGGCAAACAAUGACAUCAUCGUCACCUUCGGCCGAAGAUCAAAACAUUUUUAUACUUACGGCUCGAGCAUACGAUUUAGGCGUACCAGUUCGAUCAAGUACAACCACUAUACGUAUAUAUCCUCCAGAAAGUCGUACAAGAGCUGUUACCUUUGUAGUGCCUGGUUUGAAUCCAGAUAAAGCUAAAACCGAAGAGACAUUAUCCACUAUUACUGGUGGCAAAGUUAUCAUACACGAAAUUCGUGCAUUAAAACCAGAUGAACCAGGAGCACAAAAUAUUCCACCCUCGGGUAAUCCAGAUAUCAAGGACAGAAGUGUAGUUACAGCCACCGUACUUUAUGAUAGUUCUUCAGUUGUCGAUAUAUCACAAAUCCAACAGCGCCUAUCCCAACAUAAUAGUUCCUUUGCUAUUAUGACUGGUCGGGAAGCCAGCACAAGUGAAACAGAUACACUGUAUAAAGCUGAAAAUAAACUAUUAUUUUGGUUACUAAUACUUCUUGCCACAUUGGUUGCCUUGACUAUACUGAUACUACUAUUGUGCUGUAUAUGUUCCUGGUGUCCCCUUUAUGGUGCUACUAGCAAAAGAAUAGUUAAUAUCAGUAGAACUGAAGACGAUGUUCAUCUAGUACAUAGGGAAAUGGCAAAUGGAAAACAAACAAAAUCUGUUCAGGUCGCCGAGUGGAUGGGAAGACGCGAGGCCUGGUCCGCGGACAAACCGACCGAUCCACGAACGAAGCCUACCCGUUGGGAGUUCCACAAUGGCCGCCAACAGUUUGACGAAAACCUAGGUGUAGUUCAUGUGACCGACGUAGGCGAAGCGAGAGCACAUUCUGAAGAAACUCGUCGCAUACGAUCGGCCGAGGAACAUCAUAGAAGAGUUAAAAUAAAAAAUACCCGUACAGCCAAAGACGAUACUCAUCUUAGUUUUCAUAAUUCUAGAACUAAUCUUAUUAAUGAUCGUGAUGUCUAUAUUGAAGACGUUAUCGAUGAACGCGAACUAGUUGAUGAAGAUAACGAGGAACAGGAACAAUUUCGCCGCAGUAAAGUUAAUCGCCAACAAAGAAAACGUUAUGACAGUGAAGAGAUGGCGCAAAGACAUCAAAUCGAUGAUGAUUCCAUGCGUCGCCAUGAAAUUGAUAGGGGAAGUGAUAUUGACUAUAAUACAGCUCGAAGCAGUCUUAAAAAUAAAAGAGAGUUUUUUAUUAAAGAUGGAAAUGUUGAAAUAUUGCAAUUAAUGACUCGAGACAAGAAUCGAGAUGCAGGAGCAAUUGGAGGAACCACCGGUAUGGCAGAUGACGAUAACAUUUACGUCAACGUACCAUUGAAGAGUACAAACCUUUCACACCCGCAGUUGUUAAUGGUUGAUAAUAGUGGAAAAGAAAUUCUUAUGCGCCGUUUUAUAGAAGAACAACCUGAUGGCAAACAAAUUAUACGUGAACAUUAUCAAAUUGUUCCAGGAGCCACCUACAUCCAAUCGAUGCCAAAUGAAAUACAACAAAACUCGACUUUAAAAGGUGAUACAUUUCCUUUGGGAAAAUCUGGUCCAAAUAGUAUUGUCUACUCACAGACAGAGCCGGAAGUAAAAGUAAUUCAUACACAACCAGCGCAGGGUGCAAUUAGCACUUUGCAAGUGGAUGGUUUUCCCAACCAGAUGCAGCCUGCGACGUCGAAUCAAUCUUUAACCCAAGAACUAGAAAAUUCUCUUAAGCAACAAAACGAAUUGUUGCGACAAAUUCUAAUGGAAAAAGAAAAAAUUGAAACUCGUUAUGUUCAGCACGAAGUAGCACUUGAAACUCAAAGCCUACCCGGCCAGUCAAUGGAAAUAGCCACUCAAACCGAGUGUGAAGCUGGUACACAAACAGAGAUGGAUGAAGGCUGUUCAUAUCGAACGUCUGUAAUUACACAAGGACGAACAGUAAGGCGAAGAGCACGAAGUGAAAAUGAUGAUUCUGGUUCUGAAGAAGAAGACUACGAGUACAUUCGUCUUAGUUCUCCUAAUAGCCCUGAAGGAGUUGUUUACUGCAUAAAACGCCGUAAGCCCCGAAGACGAGGAAAGUAUCGCAAUGGAAGUCAUCCGCGCAAACGAAUUGUUAUGGUGGAAGAAGUUAAACGAAAAAUUCGAACACCCAUCAAGGAAGAAGAUGACGAAGAGUACUAUAAAGCAAGAAAACGUCCAACUCCGAAAAAGCCACCACGAAAUAAUGGCGAAACAAAAGCUAGCAUUUUGAGACGUCUUAAAACUGAAGAGAAGCAACAAAAAGCAAAUUCAUCCCAUCACAAAGAACCCUUAAACCGUGACAUACUAAUGGAAAUAUCUGACUCCUUAGAUGAAACAUACGAUGCAAAAGAUAACCAAAAUCGAAGAAAAAUACGCGUUGAACAACUGGAAUACUACGAUGAACAUUCAGACGAUGAGGAAUAUCAGCAGCAACUCGAUGUUGACGCUGACUACUCCAACGACUCUGAUGCUGGCGAAAUAGUCAUAAAAAGCAACGCCAUCACACCAAGUAACCAACAUCGGAACAGAAGUGAUUCUAGAAGAAAUUCAACGCAACAGCACCGUUUCGAAAUUCACGUCAGCGAUGGUGGGGGGAGUGGAACCAAUAUUGUUAAAACUAACAAUGGGUCAAAUUCGCGAUCUUCUUCGGAACAUCGAGGUGAAGCAUUGCCAGAAGCGAAACCUCGUUUAUCGCGUAGCGAUAGCUCCCGUGCCAGCAACGCUUCCCAACGCAACGUAAAAAGGAAACAAACAGUCUCAGAACCUCCAAAAAGUCGAGUAUCCAUAACGAAAUACCAAUCAAAUGAUGAAAGUGGCACACAAAUCACUACUACGGAAAUACACGAAAGUCGAGUUUCACAAAGCGAAACGGAUUUGUUGGAACGCGAUGAAGGUUCCUACGGCAGAGCAAGAGCGGGCAGUAUUCCAAAAUACAUGGAAUGGUACUAUGAUAAGAAAAAACCUUCAGUUAGUGGUCGAACCUCUACUGAAUCAUCAACUAAGGGAAGUCAGGCAGCUCGCAAGAAGGCCCUUAACUCCAAUGUUGCAGAAAAGAAAGUCUCAAAGACUCGACUGCAUAUUAAACAUGUAGAUGCAGCAACUGCAAACCAAGAUGAAACAAAAUUUAAACCUGAACCAGCGCCACGAAAAUCUCCACCUAAAGGAAAUCGCUUACUUAAAGAAGACAUUGUUAAGAACAAACAGCUCAAACCUCGUAUUGAAACAGAGACCAAUCACCCUUUAGUACAACAUUCAGAGCAUCGUUUUGAACGUGAAAAUAUUCCCGAUGUUCCUGUACCACCAUCAAAACUGCCACACUAUAUCUAUCCCGAAACACCACCAACUUUCUCAGGCAACAAAGAUGUGAAUGCAAAAGUCCCAAAACCGAAACCAUCCCCUAUCAAAGAAAAUGAAGUGAAAGUUUCAAAAUCCUCCUCAUCUAAAAUUAACCUCUACAUUGAGGAUCCCAAUGGCAACCAUCCUACCACCUCACACAAUUCCUCCUCCACUUCUGUACAAAAACAACUUAAUGCUGCUACACUCGAGGACGACCACGAUUCAGGUAUUGCCAUGAAUUCUCUGCUCAACAGCAUGGGCCGUCGAAAUCCGAUUGCCGAAAAGAAAAGCGUUUUCUCCAUUGCUUAUGACGAUGUCAGCCGAGUGCAAAAAAUUACAUCAGGCGGCGAAUCUCCACCACAGUAUUAGAGUGAUAGGUGUUAUCUCUUCUAGCGGAUUAUACGUUAUAAAUGAACAUCAUUGUGAUAUACAUACACAUGUACUUAUACAUACACAUUCAUAAAUAACUAGAAAUUGUUUCUUUUGUUGGCAUUUACUAAGUACAUUCAAUAUACAUUACUAUACUUACAUAAAUACUUAUACAAAUACUUACAUACUUAACUAAAUUAUUUAGAUAUUUAUAAGCAAUUGUAUGUACAUAAACAUAUUUAAGGUAUUUUAUUAACAUGUUCAUGCAACUAGUUUCAAAGCACCGUUUUUGUAAAUAGAUGUAAAUUAUUUAGAAUUAUUAAAUGCUCUUAUAUAAAUACAUAUAUAAUCGAUAUAAGUAAAUAUAUUAUAACAUAAGUACAUACACACAUUCAUACUAUACUUGUAUGUACAUAGUAUGUCCAUUAUCUUUAUAUAUAAACAUAUUAUUUUAUACAUACAUACAUAAAAAAAACAAAAUAAACAUAAACUAUAAUACUCAAAUCCUACAUCUUCUUUAUAACUCAAAAAUAUAGCCAAUAAUCGAUUAAUUAAAGUCAUAAAUUUGGUUGAAUGUUAACAAAAAAUAUUAAAUAAACGAAUUUUGAGAAUAGUAAUAAA